AUGGCGAUGGCACAAGAUUGGUUGAUUCAAUUUCAAAAGUCAAAUUCGGUGUGGUCGAUCGCACCUUUGUUGUUACAGAACAAUAUCGUUGAGAUACAGUACUUUGGUGCAUCGACAAUCGAAGAGAUUGAUUUAUCAUCAAGUGAAACAAUAGAUUUAUAUUUGCGGAAUAAUAAUAAUAAUAAUAAUAAUAAUAGCAAUAGUAGUAACAAUAAUAAUAAUAAUAGAAUAUCAAUGGUUUUGGAAUUAUUAACUAUAUUACCUGAUGAAUUAUUGAAUUGCAAUCAUGAAGGUGUUGGCAAGGUUUAUUCAUUCCGGUGCGGUAACGACGUUGCCACCGACAGCGCAGUCGACAACGAUGUUAAAGUCCGCGCUAAAGUGUCUGAAGAGUUGGAUUCUCUUUGA
Messenger RNA from Heterostelium album PN500, 405 nucleotides. RefSeq lists its product as uncharacterized. The transcript has 3 exons. NCBI's taxonomy places the organism in Eukaryota, Evosea, Eumycetozoa, Acytosteliales, Acytosteliaceae. The record is from RefSeq and is a predicted model, not a curated record. The coding region runs from base 1 to 405 and encodes 134 amino acids.